Messenger RNA from Cavia porcellus (domestic guinea pig), 4503 nucleotides. RefSeq names its product CTD small phosphatase like (gene Ctdspl). NCBI's taxonomy places the organism in Eukaryota, Metazoa, Chordata, Mammalia, Rodentia, Caviidae. The record is from RefSeq and is a predicted model, not a curated record. Gene Ontology annotation, molecular function: RNA polymerase II CTD heptapeptide repeat phosphatase activity. Bases 147 to 977 code for a protein of 276 amino acids. The transcript has 8 exons.
GAGCGUGGGGCCGGGCGGCGGGCGCGCCCAAGCGGCGGCUGCGAGCGCCCCCCCGCGCCGCGCCCCCGCGCGCCCCCCGCGCCGCGCCCGCGUGCGCCUGGCUUGCGGGGGGCCGGGCCUGCGGGCGGCCGCCGAGCCGCGCAUCCAUGGACGGCCCGGCUAUCAUCACCCAGGUGACCAACCCCAAGGAGGACGAGGCCCGAGCGCCUGGCGCGAGCGAAAAAGCUUCCCAAUGCAAUGUCAGCUUAAAGAAGCAGAGGAGCCGCAGCAUCCUUAGCUCCUUCUUCUGCUGCUUCCGAGAUUAUAAUGUGGAGGGCCCUCCAGCCAGCAGCCCUAGUGUGCUUCCGCCAUUGGUGGAGGAGAAUGGUGGACUUCAGAAGGGUGACCAGAGGCAGGUUAUUCCCAUACCAAGUCCACCAGCUAAAUACCUCCUUCCAGAGGUGACGGUGCUUGACUAUGGAAAGAAAUGUGUGGUCAUUGAUUUAGAUGAAACACUGGUGCACAGUUCAUUUAAGCCUAUUAGCAAUGCUGAUUUUAUUGUUCCGGUUGAAAUCGAUGGAACUAUACAUCAGGUGUAUGUGCUGAAGCGGCCACAUGUGGAUGAGUUCCUACAGAGGAUGGGACAGCUCUUCGAGUGUGUGCUCUUUACUGCCAGCUUGGCUAAGUAUGCAGACCCUGUCGCUGACCUCCUCGACCGCUGGGGUGUGUUCCGGGCCCGACUCUUCAGAGAAUCCUGUGUUUUCCAUCGCGGGAACUAUGUCAAGGACCUUAGUCGCUUGGGACGGGAGCUGAGCAAAGUGAUCAUUGUUGACAAUUCUCCAGCCUCAUACAUCUUCCAUCCUGAGAAUGCAGUGCCUGUGCAGUCGUGGUUCGAUGACAUGACGGACACAGAGCUGCUGGACCUCAUCCCCUUCUUUGAGGGGCUGAGUCGUGAGGAUGACGUGUACAGCAUGCUGCACAGACUCUGCAAUAGGUAGCCCUGGCCUCGGCCCCCUCUGCCUGUGUGCUCUGGAACCUCUGGCCUCUGGACCUACCUGGCCUCCCUCAAACUGAUAGUGAGGAGACUCCGUGCUUCUGGCCACAGGGUGAAUGUGGCCAUGCCUAACUGAUUUGUUUUUAAGAACAGAAACAACUAUUUUAAAAAAAAAAAGAAAAAGACUCUUUUAACAAAUUUCAUAAAGAGACCUGCAUUUUACUGGAUUUGCUUUUCUUAAAACACACCAAAAAAAAAAAAAAAAAAAAAGAGGGAAAAAAAGCUUGAUACCUAUUAGACUUCUUUGAACUGUCCACCCUUCCAAGCAGACAACUUGUCCUCUUCUAUCCCAGCUCAGUGCAGCUGACCCAACUCAGAAUCUGUUUCCUACAGGAUGAAGUGCCUUUCUGAAUGUUAUUUUAAGCUGAGAGUUAAUUUUUCUACACAACAUAUUUCCAACAUCUUUUAGUCUUUUAUUGUCUUAGAUACUCAAAGAAGAUGAACAUGACAAUUUUCUAAAGCCUGUUGGUGUGUGUGUGGUGGGUCGGGGGUAAUCGAGGUGGGGGAGUGAGUCAUAGGAGCCUGUCUCCUAACAGGUGUAGCUUUGCUGUAACCACCUGUGGCGUGUUCUAGAGUCAGGCUCCCAUUGAUACAUGAAGUUUGCUGUGACUGUCCUUGUCCGCAUUCAUUUUAACCCAUUUUAGAAUGUACCUGCAAUUGUGUGGCUCGACACUUUAGGAAAUAAUAGGUUCUUUUAUAUGAUUAUCAUUUAUGCUGGUAACAAGUUUGUCUUGAGGUCACAUUUUUCCCUUGAAAAGUGGCAUCAUGUCACUUCUGCUUUCACACUACUGCCAUACUUCUGUGUGUUUUUUGUUUGGUUACUGGUUUUGGUAGAACAGUUACAAGAAACCCUAAAACCCUUGAAUAUAUAUAUUUUUAAAAAGCCUGUUUAUUGAUUUUUUAAAUCUUUCCUUUCCAAAAGCUGGAUACACAUGGAGCUGUUUGGGAAUUUUCUUUGCUGCUACCACGCUGCCACCAAAUGGAAUUGACCAGCGGCUGUUAACACUGUUCUUUGCCACUGUGCCUAUGCUCAGAAUAUGCUCACUGCUAAGCUACAAACUUGGACAGGGUCAGAAACAGGUGUCCCACCCCAUUGCAGACUGUGCCACCUGUCUCCUUUCCCUGGUACUGCAGCCAGGAGUGCAGAAGGCUACCAAGGCAAAAGGGCCAGAGCACCACGCAGGUAUGGUGCUAAUUUUAAACUGCAGUCGGCAUCAGGUCUUGUGAUAAGCUGGCUGUUCUCCCUGUGACCUCAUCCAGGCACCACGCUGACAUGGCCCAAGUUCAUCCCCUGGUCUUCUUAGAAGCACAGCCUAUUCUGAGCCCAAGGUUGGGUAAGCCUGUCUAGAUGUGAGACUCAUCACUCCAGACUAGGAAGAAGGGCUCCUCCUCUGAGGCUGGGCUCUCUUUGCAGUCUUUCUCAGUUUAAGCAGUGCCAUGUUUCUUGUUUGACAGCAAGACAGUUUAUAAAGUACUGCUCUUCAACAUAAGUAAAAAGAACCCUUUUAUGUUGGCACCAUUGCCUUAGUCUUCUGUGGGUUGGAUCUCAGCCAGAGUUCUGGUGGGAGCGACUGGCACUACCAACACUCAAAACUGGAAGUCAAAGUAAAAUUUCUUCUCCUUUUUUUGUUGAUUUCAUCCACAAAAUAAUGAAGCCAGCUGCCAAUGAUGUCCUCCCAACAGCACUUGGUCUGUGGACUCCUGUGCAUUCACAAGAGAAAUAUUCCCAACAUUUUGAGUGUUCCAAACCCAGUAAUCCACAUGCCAGUUAAAAUAGAAAUUUCUCCUUGCUAGACAUUACCACAGAUGACAAUUACAUGGCAAAUCUGCACAUGCCAUAAACCUUUAUUUGGGAAACUAGUCAUUAAAUGACCCCGCUGCCUUAAAUGUCUUUAAUGUUACAGUCAAGUGUCUGUUAUGUGUUGAUGUCUACAUAGAACUAGGCCCUGAUGAGAGCCUUAGACCUUCACCCAUGUCUCCUCCUGUGUUGACUUCAGAGAAGGCCGACACAGAAGGAGUUGAAAUUCUAAAAUGUUUCAGGGGAAGCUAGCCCACGAAUAGUGUUCCACUUCUGACAGGUGGAAUGAAAACAUGUGGUAGACUUGAGCCAGACCCUUUACCUACAAAUUUCCACAUCCAUGAGCACCCUGCACUGCUGUUGCACUAAUCCAUUGCGGAGCUAAUGGGGAGGGAGCCCAGUCCCUGCCACCACAGACAGAAUGUGUCGGGAGGGCCGCCAGAGCCUCUGAAGGUUCGGCAAUCUGUGCACCUUAUUUGAUCACACUCCAAAAUUGUUUUUAUUUUUAACCCUUGAUUCUGCUUUAUGUACAUAAUCAAAAUAUCUAUAUCUAUGUAUUUUUAAUCAUCUACAUGUAAAUGAAGCAAUAGAAUUCUAACAUUAAGGCCCAGAAAUGAGAUAAAUGUUUAGGGUUUGUGUUUGUUAAAGGUAAAUACGGGUAUUGUUCUUAAUUCUUAACUUUUAUUAAAUUGUGGGCUUUAAAACCUAAUGAAACCUAUUAGCUACUCUCUGUGCCAUAUAUUUGCCACAUUACCAAAAUACUCCAACUCUUUUGCCAAAAGAGAAGUCUGACCUCCUGAGUUUCCAUGGUCCUCUCAAUACCAAGUGAAAAUGUAGUCUUCUGGACAAGCGUGCUUUACAUUAAGAUAUGGGACAGGAUUCCUUCGGGUCAUGGGCUCCAACCUACCAUGAUGUUAUCACAUCUCUAGCCAGACCUUGACAAUUCCUGUUGAUGGUAAUGCUCCGUCUUCCAUUUGCUCUGGAAUCCUGUGUGUUGGUCUGUAGUUUCACUCACUAGCUAUUUGUAAACAAUGUAUUUGUAUACUAAUAAAUACCACCUGUCAUGGUUGAUGGUUAGUGGGGAAGCUCCUUUGACAUGGUACAGUUCUGAUGAGAUGUCUUUGAGGAAAUGAGGAUGCACUAAUGACUUGUCAUGGAUACAGCAUUUGAACUUUGUAUGUAAAAAAGAAGUUUGUAAGUCUAUAACUUGGGAAUGUUUUACAACCUGUAUUUUAAACAUGACUUCUAAUAAACUCCAGAAACACACAGCCCUAUGGUCAAACACUCAUGAUGUUUGUGCCUCUACUUUUAAAGGUGCUGUGCUGGACAGUUGGCAUGCCAUGGUUUGAGAAGAGCAGAUGACUUGAUGUACUUGGAAUCGCCUGUGCAAAACUGGCUGGCUGCCUCUGUUCCUAUUUUACUGUAAAUCUGAUCAUGUCUGUUCCUUAUCCAUUCUCCUAGGAGCUUCUCGGCAGACUGAUACCCCCUCCUAAUAGUAGAGAUGUUGAUGGCUAGAAGUUAUGGAUGUCUGCUAGGCAUUUGAAUGUGAUAAACAAUUCAGCAUUAUUUGGGAAAUCCUACAUGUGGAAUGUGCACGUUUCCAGGGAUGAGUAUUGUCAAUCAAGAGGUUUGCAAUGAUUUGUUUCCUGCCAAAAUAAACUCAUGAAACUGC